Messenger RNA from Chelonoidis abingdonii (Abingdon island giant tortoise), 2075 nucleotides. It is a transcript of the gene MACO1, whose product is annotated as macoilin 1. The record is from RefSeq and is a predicted model, not a curated record. Gene Ontology annotation, biological process: neuronal signal transduction. Gene Ontology annotation, cellular component: rough endoplasmic reticulum membrane. NCBI's taxonomy places the organism in Eukaryota, Metazoa, Chordata, Testudines, Testudinidae.
AUGGAUGAGGAUCUCAUUGGACCAAAUGCAGUGGUAAGUACCUUUCUGUAUCUGAAAUUCCUGGUGGUGUGGGCACUAGUAUUGCUGGCAGACUUUGUCCUGGAGUUCAGAUUUGAAUAUCUGUGGCCGUUUUGGCUUUUCAUCAGGAGCGUUUACGAUUCGUUCAGAUACCAGGGUUUGGCCUUCUCAGUGUUUUUUGUUUGUGUAGCAUUCACAUCAAAUAUAAUAUGUCUGCUCUUCAUACCAAUACAAUGGCUAUUUUUUGCUGCCAGCACGUAUGUAUGGGUACAGUAUGUCUGGCACACAGAGAGGGGGGUGUGUUUGCCAACAGUAUCGCUUUGGAUACUUUUUGUUUAUAUCGAAGCAGCAAUUAGAUUUAAAGAUCUCAAAAACUUUCAUGUAGACCUUUGUCGUCCUUUUGCUGCACACUGUAUUGGCUAUCCUGUUGUGACUUUGGGCUUUGGCUUCAAAAGUUAUGUCAGCUACAAAAUGCGAUUAAGAAAACAAAAAGAAGUGCAGAAAGAGAAUGAAUUUUACAUGCAGCUUCUCCAGCAAGCUCUACCCCCAGAGCAACAGAUGCUACAAAGGCAAGAGAGAGAGGCAGAGGAAGCAGCCAAAGGAUUAUCUGAUAUGGAUUCCUCAGUACUUUUGCAACACAAUGGAGGCAUUCCAGCCAAUAAAAAAUUAUCCACAACAUUGCCGGAGCUAGAAUAUAGGGAAAAGGGGAAAGAAAAGGACAAGGAUGCCAAAAAACACAACCUUGGAAUAAAUAACAAUAUUUUACAACCAGUAGACUCUAAAAUACAAGAAAUUGAAUAUAUGGAAAACCAUAUCAAUAGUAAAAGAUUAAAUAAUGAUCUUGUUGGAAGUACAGAAAAUCUCUUAAAAGAGGACUCAUGCACUGCCUCAUCCAAAAAUUACAAAAAUGCCAGUGGAGUUGUGAACUCCUCACCUCGCAGUCACAGUGCAACUAAUGGGAGCAUCCCUUCCUCAUCUACUAAAAAUGAGAAAAAACAGAAAUGCACUAGCAAGAGCCCAAGCACACACAAGGACUUAAUGGAAAACUGUAUUCCUAAUAACCAGCUAAGCAAACCAGAUGCACUGGUAAGGUUGGAACAAGAUAUUAAAAAGUUAAAGGCUGACCUCCAGGCAAGCAGGCAAACUGAACAGGAGCUACGUAGUCAGAUCAGUUCUCUGACUAGCACGGAGCGGGGAAUUCGAUCUGAAAUUGGACAGCUCCGACAAGAAAAUGAGCUGCUUCAGAACAAAUUACAUAAUGCUGUACAAAUGAAACAAAAAGACAAGCAAACCAUCAGCCAGUUGGAGAAAAAACUGAAAGCAGAGCAAGAAGCACGAGCCUUUGUAGAAAAACAGUUGAUGGAGGAAAAGAAAAGAAAGAAGUUGGAAGAAGCAACUGCUGCACGUGCUGUUGCAUUUGCUGCUGCUACCAGAGGAGAAUGCACUGAAACUUUACGGAAUCGUAUCAGAGAGCUGGAGACAGAAUGCAAGAAGCUUACGAUUGACAUAAAGCUGAAAGAAGACCAGAUACGAGAACUAGAAAUGAAAGUUCAGGAGCUGCGGAAAUACAAAGAAAAUGAGAAGGAUACUGAGGUGUUAAUGUCAGCACUUUCAGCCAUGCAAGAUAAAACACAGCACUUAGAGAACAGCCUGAGUGCAGAGACAAGAAUUAAGUUGGAUCUGUUCUCUGCAUUAGGAGAUGCAAAACGGCAGCUUGAGAUUGCCCAAGGGCAAAUCAUUCAAAAAGACCAGGAAAUCAAGGACCUAAAACAGAGGAUAGCAGAAGUUAUGGCCGUGAUGCCCAGCAUAACAUACAAUGCAGCCACCAGCACUCUGAGUCCUGUUUCCCCACAUUACUCUUCCAAAUUUGUGGAGACCAGCCCUUCUGGACUUGAUCCCAAUGCCUCCGUUUAUCAACCCUUGAAAAAAUGAAUGCCAACUUUCUUUUUGCCCAACAGUUUUGUCAGACCGAAAGCAUCGCACAGGAGUAUCUCUUGCAGUCAAGAUGAAAUUGUAUUGUGUGCGACUGUAUUUGUCAUUUAAAACAGAAAGGGGGG